AUGUCGACUAGGAGAGUCCCGCUUUCCACCAGCCAUCCCAAUGUCACCAAUUCCCCUCUACGAGCCGCUUCGGCUGCUCAUAACGGCGCUAAGAAGGGCAUGCGGGAAGAACCAUAUGGUCAGCCUCCGCCACCUAAACGACAGAUGAUCGACCGUGGAGUGCCAUCGCCGUCCCGAACCAAGACGACAGCCCGGACCAUCGUCCACAGGUCAGCUUCGCGCCCGACGGGAGCUACCACCAUAUCACACAAGACCACCGACAACAAGCCAACCGACGAGGAGCUGGCCAACGAGCUGGCAAAUCUGCGGGCAUGGCAUGCCCAAAUCUGUUCCCGCUUCCCAAAGAUGGUGUUCUACUUCGAGAGCGUCCCCGAUGACCAACGGUCCAAGCUUGCGAAACACGUUGGCCGUCUGGGUGCUCGCGAAGAGAAGUUUUUCUCCAUCGACAUCACUCACGUCGUGACCACCAGAGCGAUCCCUCGAGAGAAGCCGAAGCAUGACCACCACGAAGGCGCUGAGGCGCAGGCCGACGGAGAGCAACCAAAGACCAUUGAUCCUUCCCUCCUCGACCGGACUGCGGACCCCACAAGGAGGAAACUGCUUUUCGACGCAGCCUCGAACAGGAAGCCUCCGUCCAAGACACGCAGCACAGAUGUCCUGGACCGCGCUCGCGAUAUGGGCAAGAAGAUAUGGUCACUGGAGAAGCUGAUCAAAAUUCUAGAAAUUGCGUUGGACCCAGACCGGUAUAUUAGCGCCGCGCUGGGACUCGAACGUGGCACUACGCAGAGCACCAGCAAGGCAGCAAACGAGCAAAAUAACAUAGCCCAGCUCCUCGAACAUGAGCGUGUUCAUGGCCCGUCGGAUCGCGACCCAACAGUUUCAACCAAGGAUCUGCACAUGUUCCGAGGACCAUACAUCUAUGUCUAUGAUGUUCAGGAGAGAACCAAGCCGAUCAUGGUCAGGGAAUACGUGAAGGUCGAUGAUCCAAAGAACGGGGAUUGGCCUCAGUUUCGUAUUUCGUCACGCGGUCGGUGCCCCUUCGUUAUUGACGAGAACUAUGACGCGGCCGAAAAAGAAAACCGGGAGCGGGACCGGGCCUUGGCUAAGGCUCGGUCUGCUAAGGCUGCCGUCGGGGAGGCUGCCCCACCGGCAGCCCCGAGACCGAGGACGGCAGAGGUUAUACUGAAGCCUGCUACAGGCAAACGCACCUUGACGCAGAUGGAAGAUGGCCAUAACCGUGGGAUGGCGCCCGUCCGGGCAACUCAAUCCUUCGACCGGUCGAGAGUCUCGAACCCGCCAUCGAUCGAGUUUCAAAACGCCUUUAUUAGUCACUCAAAGGCCGGUCGUCUCCUGGCCGGUGAGCCUGUGGCGUCUGGUCUUCAGCCGUCCAACGUCACGUCAGCAAUCCGGUCCCAGAUGAUAUCAUCGACUACUGGUGGCGUGCUGGGAGCAAAGGCGGGGACGAGCAAAGAGAUUCACGGGCUUCAGCGGAAGGUUGUCCUGCAAAAGGCCAGCACGCCGGCCGUGUCGCAAGAUCUCAGUUCUCGCCGUUUGGCCGACAUGAGUCAUGAUAGCAACACGUUCGUCCGCUCAGCCAGUGUCAGCAUGGUGGCGCAGCGGAAGCUCGAUAUUCUAGAGGAGGAGGAGACAUUGCGACAGAGGGAGAAGCUGCGGCGGACCGCCAGCGUCCCAGUUGCCCAGCCAAAGACCAAGCGUGAUCCAAAGCCGGGGUACUGCGAGAACUGCCAGGACAAGUUUGCCGACUUUGAGGAGCACAUUGUAUCCCGCAAACACCGCAAAUUCGCGGAAAAUGACGACAACUGGACACAGCUCGAUGCCCUCCUGGCACAGCUCAAGCGCGCACCUCGGUAUUGA
Parathielavia appendiculata is the source of this 1875-nucleotide messenger RNA. RefSeq lists its product as uncharacterized. The coding region runs from base 1 to 1875 and encodes 624 amino acids. The record is from RefSeq and is a predicted model, not a curated record. The transcript has 3 exons. Gene Ontology annotation, biological process: regulation of cell cycle phase transition; positive regulation of nuclear cell cycle DNA replication. Gene Ontology annotation, molecular function: protein serine/threonine kinase activator activity; zinc ion binding; nucleic acid binding. NCBI's taxonomy places the organism in Eukaryota, Fungi, Ascomycota, Sordariomycetes, Sordariales, Chaetomiaceae. Gene Ontology annotation, cellular component: Dbf4-dependent protein kinase complex.